Molecule: messenger RNA, 549 nt
Organism: Parnassius mnemosyne (clouded apollo)
Lineage: Eukaryota; Metazoa; Arthropoda; Insecta; Lepidoptera; Papilionidae
Source: the annotation of a GenBank genome assembly
AUGUCGAGGACUGGUGUCGCAAAUGUAACUUGUGCGGCUGUAAAGGGACCUCAGACUCGUAAUAGAGGUGCAUUGAAAUUGUACAAUGUUGGUGGACCAUGGGAGAGGAUAGCCAUUGACGUUGCGGGGCCGUUUCCGGAAAGUGAAAGCGGUCACACGUAUUUCAUGGUUGUGAUAGAUUACUUCACUAAGUGGCCAGAAGUCUCCGCCAUUUUCCAAGAAGCUUCAACAGUUGCAGAUAAACUAGUUCAUGAAGUCUUCUGUCGUUUUGGAGUACCUUUAGAGAUUCACAGCGAUCAAGGAAGGAAUUUUGAUUCUCAAAUAUUCCAGGAAACUUGCCAAGUUAUGGGUACACAUAAAACAAGAACAACUUAUUACCACCCACAAUCUAAUGGAAUGGUAGAACGAUUUAAUCAGACAGAAGUACCUAGCAAAAGUUGUGGAAAACCGGCAACGAAACUGGGACAAGCACAUACAACCGAUUUUGUUGUCAUAUCAAAGCUCUAUUUACGAAAGUACAUCAGUGACACCGGCUGCCUGCAGACCUGA